AUGAGUACGGAAACUCCAAGCCCAAGUAGCGGAAAUAGUAGCGACAGUGAUACGCCGUCAUCUUCACGUCUAAGUGGAAAACCAAUGAAGUGUCGAUUUAAUGAUUGUGAUAAUCUUGCUGUGGAUGGAACAAGUAAAUGUGCCUUUCAUAAAAAUCGACGACAAUGUUGCGUGGAAAAUUGUACAAAUCAAGUGUAUGCACGCAAACUUUGUGUACGUCAUGGUGGCAAAAAACAAUGUCAAGCUGAUAAUUGUGAAGCUCAUGCACGUGGUGGUGGAUUUUGUUUACAACAUGGUGGAUUUGUAGUUAAACGCUUUUGUAUUGUUGAAGGAUGUUCGAAACAAGCUCAUGCACGACAGAAAUGUGUACGACAUGGUGGUGGACGACGAUGUAAAGUGGAUAGUUGCAUGCAACAUGCACGUGCGGGUGGAUUAUGUAAUCGUCAUUCUCAUGGUCAUGAAUGUCGUGUGGAUGGAUGCAACAAAACGGCGCAACAUUCGGGUUCCAUUUGUUUUCGUCAUGCUAUGGAAUUACGUGCACAUGGAGAAGAAGUUCCAGAACUUAAUAUUUCAAAAGGUGGACGAUUAA
Molecule: messenger RNA, 589 nt
Organism: Plasmopara halstedii
Lineage: Eukaryota; Oomycota; Peronosporomycetes; Peronosporales; Peronosporaceae
Exons: 1
Source: RefSeq, a predicted model, not a curated record